This is a messenger RNA of Podarcis lilfordi (Lilford's wall lizard), 30270 nucleotides long. The record is from the annotation of a GenBank genome assembly. NCBI's taxonomy places the organism in Eukaryota, Metazoa, Chordata, Lepidosauria, Squamata, Lacertidae.
AUGGACUUUUUGAACUUUGACUUUGAGGAGGAUGAAGGUGAGAGUGUUGUAUGUGUUUUGUUUAAAACAGCAAUCACUAAACGAAUGCCCUUAGAGCUUUAGCAGAAAUCACAAUUAUCUGUGUAUGUAUAAGAGCCAAAAAUGGAAAGCAGGGCAUUGGUGUCUUGAUGAAACUCUGAAGUAUUCAAGGUUAAGUGAGUCCAGAAACCAACUCUCCUUCCCCACAGCAAUCUUUUUCACAAAAAGAAACUAGGAAGUGAUGCUCACAUGUGCCAGGAAUUAUAAAGAAUCUCAGGUUGAUGAAACAGGCAACAACAGUGAGGCUGAGAUAGAAGAACCAACCACUAGUAUCACCAAACAGGGUUACACACUACCACAACAGAAAGGUUGUCUGGACUGGUAGGACUGGGGGGAGGGGGCAGAAUUAGGGAAGAACAUCUGUGCAAGGCUGGCACAGUAAAGCAAUUGCCUCGGGCAGCAGAUGCUAUGUAGAGGCAGUGGCAGCUUCUCAGUCAUUCCACCUAAGCCUUCUACCUGUUCGGUUUUGCCCCAUGGCUUGUCUUGCAUCCCUUCACUUGCCUGCUGCCAUCUGGUCCAGUGAGGGGACAGUAUUGCAUCCCUAGUGUUGAAGCAGCAUUCAGCUGCCCAUCCAGCUGGCUUCUGAAUAUGGAACCGGGGAAGGAGGUCACUACCUUAUCCUUUGCUGCAAAAAUUAUUGGGCCAACCCUGCUUGGGUGGUCCAUUUCGCUUUUCAAAAUAAGGGGUUGAACCUAGAUGGCUUUUUUUGGAUCCUUUAUUCUAGAUUAUUUCAUUUCAUUUACGAGCCAUUCAUCCAUUCCCAGCACCCACCAAAAUCUUUGAUUGUAAGUCAAGACAGUUUUGAAGCCCAGUUCAUUCUGAAUUGUGGUUAUCAAUUUUGUUAUUUAUUAUUAUUAUUAUUAUUAUUUAUUAAAUUUGUAUACUGCCCUCCAUCUGUAGACCUCAGGGCAGUUCACAACUCAAAAACACAAGAUAGAAACACAAAAUACAUAAUACAAGAACAAGAAAGAAAGAAAAACAAACCAAUAAACCCAACACACACCUGUCAAUGGCCUCGACUAGCCCUCUUUUUUUCCACCCAUAUCGAUACCUGAAUGGCUGAACUGGGGAUCAUUCGUGUCAAGCUUAAAUAUUGAAUAACACUCAAGAAGGUUGCAGAAGUGCAGCUCAGUAACCCAAUAAGUGGAAGGAAGAGGUUGAACACCCUGCGCAAAAAAAGCGAUUGAAUAAAGAGUAACACAUUUUUUUUCUUUCCUUCAUUUGGCUGGACGAGGUAUAGCAACAAAUCCCUUGUACAGUUUGAGUUGUCUUAAGGGGCAGUUUUCCAAAGCUGUUUCUGCCUAAUUGUAAAAUAAAUUAUGAAUUGGAGGUGAGAGAGGUGGAAUCACAUCUAAUAGCAUCUAGUUACAAAUCUUGCUUCCAGUGCCUGUGCAGAGUGGCAUUCAUACCAUUUCAUCUUAUUAGAGAACAGCACAACCCCCACCCCCAACCUCCAAAGCCUUCUCUGCCUGAUACAAAACACAGCUGGCGUGUCUUCCAAGUUAGCAACACAAGAAAGAGAUGAAAGCAGUUGUCAUCAUUUUAGGUGGUUGGGUCAACAAAAUGUGGGGAGCCCAGUCACUGUAAGUGAUUGUAGGUGUGAGAAAUGACAAACACCAAGAAAGGAGGAGAACCUCAUUUGAAAUGAGCAACAGCAGACCCAUUGCAAGGCGAACAUCACAAGACAGCUAGUGGUGGACUUUUCUGGAUCUCACAGCAGAAAGCAACCAUCAACCUCUGACAGCUUUUGGGUGAGUGCCAUGCACACUGGAGAGAAGGGCAAAGAUCCAUGGCUGGGGAAGGAGAGAGAAAGCUCUUUAAAGCGCUUGGGUUCAUGAAUGGCUUCACUGAUGGGCAACGAGGGCUUCUUGUGUAGUAUAAUAGGCAUAGCAAGGGGCUUGUAUUCCUAUUGCAGAAUGUGUGCAAUUAAUCUCAUUCCAGAUGAGUAUGGCGAGAUGUCAGAAGGCAGCACGUCUGCAGAGAUCCUGUCUGUUACUGACACCACUGACAAAGAAGAGAAGUCAAGGGAUGAAAAUUCUGACACAGACCUUGAGAUAGAAGGUGGACUGUUUAGUAUCUUGUCUUCCAACCAAACCUUCCCCCUCAGCCUCAUAAUAACCUUGUAAGAUAGUAGUGACUUUGUCGAAGACACUCACUAGUCAUGGGCCUGAGACAUCUGUAUCAGGAAAACAUCAAAUAAAAUGUGAACCAGCCAUGUACAAGAAUGUGCACCUACAUCAACCCUGCAAAUGGAUUUUCUUUGUUGUAUUGGUUUACCUGGUUGAUAUUGUCUUGAACACAAAUAGGAUUGAUUUAACUAUAGAUGCAGUGCAUAUUGUAGUGCAGGCUUGGCAUAACUGGAAGGAUCUUAUGAUUCUUUCCUGGAAUCAGCGUGAGUUUUGCACAUUUGCAAGGCAUAAGGGAGAAUUUCAGAGGUGUUCAGUUGCCUAAUAUUUUAGGGGCCAUCAGUUUAAACCUUUCCUUAGCGACUGUGCUACUGAAGUCUAGGUCAGGACACGUCUGUUUUCGUUGUAGUGAUCACAGGGGAAAUGCUAUGCCAAUCAGACUGGUUUGCUUUUCCAGAUGUUGACCGAUCAUUUGCAACCAUAAAGGGUGCAGAACUCUACAUAGAGGCUUGCAAGCUGGUAGGAGUGGUUCCUGUCUCGUACUUCAUUCGUAACAUGGAAGAACCCAUCAUGAACCUUAACCAUCAUGGGCUUGGACCCAAGGGAACGAAAGCCAUUGCCAUUGCUCUGGUUGUAAGUACUUCAAAUUAAUAGUCCACACUAUUUCACAUCAAGUUGAUAGGCUUUUUCCCAGUUUGGGGAGAAAGAAGAUUAUUCUUAAAUGAAGGAAGAAAGAGGACACUGUCUUAUCACUAGAUCUGGUUAACUGUACUGCGUAAAUGGCAACUUCCCUGUCCCCAUAUUUCCCCUUCACAUUUGGAGCUUAAACCAGAAUUGCAAUUGUACUGAUGUUCUUUGUUUACACGCUGCAACUUGGUCCCACACUGUUUUCCCCAUCAGAAUCACAUUUCCCAGCUCCUGCUAGCCCUGCUAGGGGAAAGGUUGGUACCUGUAUUAUUAAUUUUGUAAACCUAAGAGGUUCUAUUUACAACCAAGAUGUAAACAAACAAAAAAACAAACAGCCUGUCUUCCUCCCAUGGUAAAUACUGCCUUCUGUGUGUGUGUGUGUGUGUGUGUGUGUGUGUGUGUGUGUGUGUGAUUUUGAUCAAAGAAUUAAAAAAGGUAAAGAGACCCCUGACCAUUAGGUCCAGUCGUGACCGACUCUGGGGUUGCGGCGCUCAUCUCACUUUAUUGGCCGAGGGAGCCGGGGUUAAACAGGAAACUAUCCCCCCUCCACACACACACACACACACACACACACACACACACACACUAUCCCUAUAUAAUUCAUCUGUCUCCUGUUUAUAAAUUCUCCCUCUCCCAAAGCUGUUUUUCAUCUAGGAGUAAAGAUCCCAAAGGUGUCCUAAUCUGCUCCUCUGCUUAGCUGCUGUUUAAACUUUAAAAACAAAGCCCAUUAGCUGCAUUCAUCCAAUUAACGUUAGCUCCAAUGCUAACUGUCCUGGCUUACAGUUCUUUGUGGUUUUGUGAUGUCAAGCUGCGAAAACUAAUAUUUUGAGCAAACAGAGAACUUUUUAAAAAGCCUUUUCUGUCAGUCAGUUCUGCUGAUUUCCUGUAGUUCUCUAUCCCUCUUUGCAUUCUUUAGUCCAACACAACCAUCACCCACUUAGAGCUAGAAGAUAACUGGAUUCUGGGCGAAGGAGCCACAUACCUGGUUCAGAUGCUGCGGGAGAACUGCUACAUCCAGGAGAUGGUACCCAAUCUUUCCCUGUAUGGAGGGUGAAGGGAGUUCACUUACUUGAUGAGUUCAUUCUUUUUUUGGUAUUGAUUAUUAUUGCUAUUAUUGAUGUGCAAAGUGUUUUACAACCUUUUCUUGUUUAUCUCUGGAAACUGUUCACUGGCCUUCUCAUUUCACAAUAAUCGCUUACAUGUUUUCAAUGCAUGAAGUCCCAUGUUCAGCCCACAACCCUUCAGUUAUAUGUUCUCGGAUAUAAGGGCUAGGAAGGACUUAGGUCUGGAACCCUAGAAAACCAUCAGAAUCAUAGUAGUGGAUUGAUCUAUUGGCCAAACCUAUUUGGUGUUUCGCAACUUUCUGACUAGUUGCAGGACCUUAGCCAGACCUAGCAGAGUAAACACAGAAUCCACGGAAGCAAUUGGCAACUUGGCUGCAGACAGGAUAGACGAAGCAGGAACCAGGAACUUGUAGUUAGGUGUUUAUUAUAUACAGUGGACUAUUUACAGGAACAGAACACAGAUCUUUUGCUAGCUCUCUCAUACACGACUCACAACUCCUACACUGACACACAGAACUCUGAACCUCUGAACUACUGAACUAACACAUUCCAGUUAGUAGGCCAUUAAUUAUCACUCCCUUGAGAGAGCCUGACCAAUCAGGGAGAGGUCUCCAUGUCUCUGUUAUCACCAGGCAGACUUACUUCUUCAGAUUGCCUUCUGGCUGUCUGCCAAACCUUAAUUGACUCUGUCUGAGUAGCUGCACGUACACAGUUUCCCAACAUGAUCAGCUUCAGGAUUUGGGGAGUCCCUGAGCAAGAGAUUGUUGAUAUACCUCCUUAUCUGGUGGUGAGAGCCUGGAGACCAUCCCAGGGCCCUCUGCAGAAAUGCCAUGUGCAGCAGAGCUAAGCCCCACAUCAAAUUAUUUUGAAAGCUAAAUUUAGCUUUCUAAAAUAUACGUAUCAUUGCCCAUAUCAGUAUUGCCCAUAAGUAGCAUCUUCACACAGUCUCUUGAGUUCCAUGUGUAAGUUCAUCCUUUGAAUUCUGCAUUAGCCCCUAGAAUAACAUCAUACUCCGGGCCCAUAUUCACACAAAUCUGAAAGGCGGCUUAUCCAUAGAUGUGCAUUGAAAUUGUAAGGGGAGGAGAAAAUUUCACAUUUUUUUGCCGUCCUGUUUGUGAAUACAACAAGUCAGGGCCCAAAUACACAUGACUUUAAAUAAAUUAAUGCAGUCAACAUGCAGGUUGUUUCAAAUGCAAAUAGGAUCUAGAAGGAGGGUAUAGUGUAGUAGGGAACUACAGAGUGUGGAGAGUAUAAACCUUUCCCUUCUGCCAAGGUCUCACCAAAAGUGCUGCCCCCAACAAAUACUCCCUGCUGCUUGCACCAGGAGAGAAGCUUGCAUCAUAAACAAUGAACCCCCCCCCUCCUCGUGCAAACAGCAGGUGGGGAUGGACUUUCACCUGGGCCAGUGCAGCAGGGUAAAGGUUAAGAUCUCCUUCCACGCAUCUUACUAUUUCAAAGCUGCUCUCUCCUGCUUCAGAUGAAAAAUAUGCACAUUAAAUAUGCAUUUUAGGUGCAAUUAACGUUGACAUACAUAUUUAUACUUUCUCUCUGUAUUUUAUUUAAUAAUACAUUUAAAUGCAUCUUUUGAGAUGUUCAAACUGCGGAGAAGUGCAUCACAGCAUUUGGAGAACAGAAACAUCAGCUAAAUAUUGAUCCUCACCAGAGGUGCCGAGUUCUGUACCACAAUGGGGGGGGACACCUUCAUUGUGUGCAAGAUUGGGGGGGGGCUCAGCUCUAUCCCCACAUAUGGGGGGCGGCUAAGCUGUCCUCAGCCCCAUAGAGCUGGCGUCUAUGAUCCUCACAUGAAUCUGAGCAGUGUAUACCAUUUCAUUUUGUAUCUUUGCAAAGGUCCGACUCCACUUUCCUCAAUUUGGUGCCCUCCAGAUGGUAAUGCCAAUCAGCCAGUAUGGUCAGUGGUGCAAUGACAUCUGGAUAGUACCAUGUUGGGGGUAGGCUGGUCACAUUCCUCAAACACCUCUUUAUUCAGAACAGCUUCAUCCUUUUAAGAUGUUCGUCUUCUUUCCUUGCCUUAUUCCCCUCCCCCCCAUGCAUUUCAGAAUAUUUCAAAUAAUCAUCUCAACACAGAAGGAGCUGAAGCUAUCUGCAGGAUGUUCUACAAUAAUAUUUCAAAUAUCCGGGCUGUUCAGCUUUCAGGUAUGAUUUCUACCUCUAUAGACACAAGUGGAAUUACUCAGCAACACUGAUAUUUCUGAAUACUGUACACAGGAACACAUGAAAGUAGCCUUCCUCAACCUGGAGUCCUUCAGAUGUUCUGGACUGAAGCUCCUUUCAUCCCUCCCUGACCACUGACCACUGACCAUGCUGGCUGGGGCUGAUGAAUGUUGAAGUUCAAAACCAUUUGGAGGGCACCAAGCUGGGGAGGGAUAUUAGACAACAAGGCUGGGAAGACCUGUGCCUGAAUUCUUGGCUACUUCCAGUCAGAUCAGGCUAUACUGGGGCUAGAAGAAGAAGUGAACCUGCAGAUUUUCAUGUUUUUGUUAUAAAUGAGUGAGGGUCAAGUGGGACCUGCAACAAAAUGUUGCAGUGUGGAGUGCUUCCUAUUCAUGAUGCCAGCCAACCAUACCGUUUUCUAAGGGCCUGUCCACAUUUCAGCAGUAUUUAGCUGUUAGUCCACUUUUACCCCAUUUCAAUUAGACUGUAGUCCCGACCUGCACAUAUUUGAAUUUGUAUAUGAGGAGCAAUUUUGGUCUUUGCCGUUAAUAUCAGUAGAAGUUCCCUUUUGUCUCCACCUUCUAAUGUUCUGAUUCUAUUAUGUGUUUGUGAAUGUGAACGCCAUGCAUUACAUCUGAGUCAUUCCAAAGUAGGAAGUCUGUAAGCCCUUUGAAAGGAGCCAUGAAUAGGGAUGGGAAAAGGAGGGAAGGAAAUGAGAGAAACAAUCUUAAACCUCUGCUUUGUUCUGCAUUGUUUUGACGUGUGACAUUUGUAAUACACAAUCCAUGUCUGGGGACACAUCACACAAGUCAAUCUCUACAAAGGAAAACUGUGCAUGCAGUGUACUGAGCAACAAGUUCACAUAAAGCUAUGGUCAGUGCUUUUUUCCUGGGGGUACACAGGGAUAAGCAUACCCCUCAACAUUUUUUAGAAAAGAAAAGAAAAAGCACUGCCUAUGGUACAUUUAUCAGGAGGACUCCAGCUCCAAAUGCGGCUGUUUCAGUCAUGCACAAAAGAUAUAUGUACUUUGCAUGUGUUGUCUAUGUGAUUUUCCUACAUGGAAGUGAAGUCAAUGUAGGUAAUUGACUCGUGUGAAACAACCCUCUGUUAGCAUCCUCUUUUCCUCUUCAGGAAACAACUUUAGGGAAGAGACAGCACUAUAUUUUUCGGAAUCAUUAAUGGUGAGUAACUUGUGGGCUGGGGGAACUCUGGGAGUCUGUGCAAAAGGCAGUAAGUGAAAGGUUAUGAUGCACCCUUCAAAGUGAGGGAUGGCAAUGACCUGUGGCAGCGGGAAGAGAAGCUACUUCAUGCCUUGUCUGCUCAAAAUCGUUCUCGCCAACCUUUGUUUAUUCAUGCAGCAGGUGGGAGAUGGGACAGAAAAACUGCUGUCUGUAGAAAAGUACGAACAGGCGAAUGGCAGGAAGGGAAGAGCCCCUCACUCCGCCCACCUAGUGGUCACCUGAUUUUCUUUCAUUUUAAAAUUGUCAUAAGGAAGCCUAAUGGAACUGCUUCUCAUGUUUAAUUUAGCCCUGAGAGGAAAUGUGGGUGGCCAGAAAGGUGCUGUGGUAAGAGGUACCAUUAUAUUCCAUGCACUGGAGGACUGGGGAGGGAGUAUCAGAGAAUCAGAGAAUAAGAGACCAGAAGAAAAGAGGACGGGGAAUAUUUUCUUUCAUGCUAUAUCGACAAUGUUCUUCUCAAGUAAAUGUACUCAGUACUGUGAGUAAAAAGGAAGAAAUAGCAGCACACUGUGUUGAGCACAAUUUGUUUCAGUCACACACACACACCCACACACACCCACACACCCACACACACCCAUACCCAUUCUCCACUACAGGGAAUGAAUUCCUUCAUGCUUGUUGACUUCCUCUUGGGUGAAAUAUUAUUGCUGCUGAACUUUCUGUUGUUUUUUGGGGGGUGGGUUUCUUUAUGGGUAUUGAAAUUUUGAAAUGUUGAAAUCUUAAUCAGAAGCAGAACUUUGGGUUAAGGUGUGCAUUGAACCAGACACUCAGAGUAUGCCAACUUAUAAAAAUACCUGCCGUGAUGUUUCAGAAUACCAGUUGCUUGAAACCGCAGGAGGAGAUUGUUCUUGCGCUCAAAUCCUUCUUGUGACAUUCCCACAAGCAUCUGAGAACAGGAUGCUGAACUAUAUGGGACAGUGGCGUGAUCCAUCAGGCUCUUAUUUAUGUUCUUUUGUCAUCACUGUCAGUAUCUUGGUGGACUAGGUUGAUGCACACCCCAAAUGGGUGUUUAUGUGCACGACAAGCAAGGAUCAUUAGAUACUACAAAUUAGGAAAACGGGAUGUCUCAGUCCAGUGCUUGGUCUGAAGGCUGCAACUGAGCUCAUAGGUCUGUGCACCAUUUCUCCCUACAGGUCAAUUACAGGGUGAUAGAGCUGGACCUCAGCCACAAUGAGUUUGCUGACAAGGGAGGAGAGCAGCUGGGACAGAUGCUGGGUAACCUUCUUCAUUAUUUCUACAUGGCUACCUGUGGGACCAAAGAGUUACGUGCUCCCUGCUUCCACAAGCAGGAAGAAGUUCCAAGAGGCAACACUACCUGUUUGGUUUCCUUUUGGAGGAGAGACAGACCCUCCAAGUGUCCCUAUUUUCCAGGGACAUCCCUGAUUUACAGAAGCCAUCCUGGUUUCUGAUUUGAUCCCGGAAUGUCCUGCCUUUCCUUAGGAUGUCCCAAUUUCAUUGGAGAAAUGUUGGAGGGUAUGGAGAGAUUGCUGGAGUCUUCUGCUGCUUUUGUAACAGUUGGCUUAUUUGCAAAUAUAUAAAUAUAGCACAGGUGGAAACUAGCACAUUAAGCAUUCUUAGCAGGCAGCAGAUCCACUAACCCAUUCAUCAUUUAUUCUGCAAGAAGCCUAUUGUGCAAUGGCUCCUUCUGAAGCAGUGCAUUGGUAAAUUUAUCAUAACCAUUUGUUUAAAAUGGAAGAAUUAAAGAAGACUUUGGGAAAGCUAAUAUAGCAUUCAUGUAUUGUAAUGUUGGUACUCUGCCUUCCAAAUACAGUAUGAUUCCUGACAAUUUAUAAUAUCUCUUGACUGUGUAAUCCUAGUUUCACCCUUGCAAAACUAGUUCCCAACACCCAUAACAAAUUACAGUUUCCAGGAUUUCUUGGGGGAAGCCAGGUGCUUUCAGUGCUUUAGAUGUAUGGCGGACUGCCAAAACAAAGAAAGCUAAUCAGAAGGAGUUUUUUGUGUAAAGACUGCAAGCUCGCUUCAGUUCUUAUACUGAAAACAAUUUUUUCGGCUCAUAAUGUGCUCAGAGGCAUUCUGCAUCAUUUGUUAACUGGCUCAGGUUGAUAAAUCUUUGAGUUCUAAUUUUAAAAAACUUGGAGUGUGUCUGACAAACCUGAAGUCUGCUAACUCCUGCUCUGGAGGCAGAAAUGCAAAAUAAAUAAGCAGCCUCAUCAUUUCAUGGAUUUGAGACCAUGUGGUGGCCAGGAAGCAUUCCAUAGGCGCCAAGUCUAGCACCCACAAUGCGGGGCUCUGACGCGACUUCCGGUUACCUGAGGCCUCAUGAGACCUCUGAUGAGACUUCUGGUAGAAACCGGAAGUUGCUUUUGGAGGUCUUGCAAGGUCCUGGAUGUAAUCUCUAUGGCCUCGGAAGAGCCGCUGACCUGCCGACCCAAAGUGACAUCCUGACGUCAUGUUACAUUACAGGUGCCAUUGGACACCCAUAACCUGGGGCCCAAGUCAGUGCCUCUGAGGCAUUCAGUUUACUUCUGGAAUAGUGGGUAGCUUUGCCCUUCCCUAUUGUGGAAGGAAAAGAAGGCUGGCCUCACCAUGAAAAUUCAAGCAGUAGUUACCAAGGGUGGCCCUGUCAACUUGCUGUAGUCUUCUUUCUAUCAGAUAUACAGUGGUACCUCGGGUUACAGAUGCUUCAGGUUACAGACGCUUCAGGUUACAGACUCUGCUAACCCAGCAAUAGUACCUCGGGUUAAGAACUUUACUUCAGGAUGAGAACAGAAAUUGUGCGGCGGUGGCAGCGGGAGGCCCCAUUAGCUAAAGUGGUACCUCCGGUUAAGAACAGUUUCAGGUUAAGAUCGGACCUCCAGAACGAAUUAAGUUCUUAACCCGAGGUACCACUGUACAACAUAAUUUUGAUUUUUGACUUAUUGGACAAAUAAGCUUCUAAUACUCUUCCUGGGAAUAAUACCCCAAACUUUUAGAGCAUUUCCAUUACACACAAACAACACACAUUUUUUGGUGUUAAAAUGGAUGUCAGAUAUGUGAUUUCUAACCAGAUAAGAGUUUCCUUGAAAUUAAGUCUGGAGCUUACCCCCUUAGCAGAAAUAGCAUUUUCACAGAACCAAUUCAGCAUUGUUAAUGUUAUUAAUCCAGCAUGAAGGUCAGCGGAUGCCUGCAAGAGGCAGAUAAAUCCAUCAUUAUGAUGAGAGCCAAAGGGGGUGGUGGAUAGAUAGCUUGAUAUGCUUAUGCCUCCGUCAAAAUCUGGCUUGGAAACGAAGGCUUGCUUCUAAAAAAAGGAUGCGCCAUCCCAGCAGCUGUGAUGUGGUGCCCUCCACAUGUUGCUGAAUUCCAACUCCCAGCAGCCCCAGCCACUACGGUGGGAGUUGUAAUCCAGCAACAUCUGAGGAACACCAAAUUGGCUACUUCUGUGAACCAAGAGGGAAAGCUUCUGGGAAUGUGUAGGAAUCCAGCUGUUUUCUCAGAUCUCUUUCCACCACAGCUCUGCAGAGGCACAAUUGGGUCUCAGAAUUAGAAUCACCUUAGAAACUCUUGACUGAUUAUGUUUCAGUGUAUCUGUGUGUGUGUGUGUGUUUACGGUACACACACACACACACACACACACAUAGUGGUACCUCUGGAUGCCCCGUUUACAUCCUGAAGCAAACGCAACCCGCGUCUGCGCAUCUGCACGUGCACGGGUCACGAUUCGCCACUUCUGUGCAUGCACGUGAUGUCAUUUUGAGCACCUGUGCAUGCUUGAGCAGCGAAGCCUGGAAGUAACACGCUCCGUUACUUCCAGGUCGCCGCGGAGCGCAACCCGAAAAUGCUUAACCUGAAGCUACUUCAACCCGAGGUAUGACUGUACUGGUUGCCCCUUAGAAGUCUGGCCGUAGAAGUCUGCCCCUUCAGAAGGUUGCCCCUUAGAAGUCUGGCCACAUCCUUGGGAAAGAACCGUCACUGUUAACAACUAUAUGUCAUGACUGUAUCAUUGCUGCUGAGGCAUUUGCAGGGAGUGGGGAAGGCAGAAGGUUGAAGGGGCAGGAAGGUUUUAUUGUGAAAGGCAAAGAAAAACCCUCAGCCACUUCAUAUUUAAUGGCAAGAACACCCUCCCCCAACAAAAAAAAUCUUGUGAAAAGCAAAGGAAAGCCCUCAGCCAUUUCAUAUUUAAUAUCAAGAACCGACCUGCCCCCAAAUAUGAACCCCACCACCCCUGAAAUGUACAAAAAUCCCGGGGCCGUCCUAAUUAUGUCAAUGCAAGUCUGGGAUCAUCACAGACCCUCCUCCAAAGAGACAUUUAUUUUCACCCACCCCAAUCUUUUGCAUCCUCAGCAAGUUAUUUUCUUUUUUUUCUUUCUCCUCAGCCAACAAUGAAUCGCUGGAGGUUCUGAACCUGAGUUGGAAUCACCUGCGCAUGAAGGGGGCUGUAGCCCUGAGUGCAGGCCUCAGGGUAAGACUCCAUUGGGCCUCACCCUCGCGGAUCCUGGGGAGAGGAUCCCGGGAGCAAGGCGAGGCUGGAGACCAAUUCAGGAAUAAUGUCUGAACAGGGCUGGCGUGUGGGGAUGAAGAGGCAAUGGUGGAAAGAGGCCUGUGGUGAUUAAGAGCAGCAAACAGGGUGCCCUUGCUGCUCAAAGUACCUUUUACUGCCCCAUCUCAUAGAUGGUUGGGGUGGCGGGGAGAGUGCUGUUGUCCUCGGGUCCCUCUUUCUGGUUUCCAUGGGCAUCUGCUUAACCGCUGUGAGAACAGGAUGCCAGAGUAGAUGCACUAUUGGCUUCAUCCAGCAGGCUUGUCUUAUGCUCAGCGUGGCAGCAAAAUGGGCAUGCAUUGGGAGUUGGCACAUGUGCUUUUUUCCUGGGGGGACGCAGGGGUACGCAUACCUCUAAACAUUUUGUGAAUCUAACCGGAGAAGAAACUCAAAAUGUUAAAAUUUUUAGUUUCUUCUCUAGCACAGUGAAUUGUCAGUUCCAUUGAAUAGCACGUUGAUUGGUCAGUUUCGUUGUUACCACCUCCUAUGGCAGCUUCAUUUCCUGUCAUGAUGUUUCCUGAGUCUCAGACGGAAGCGAGCGUUUAAUGUGUGAAGCAGUGUGGAAUGUGGAUGUGUGUUGUUUUACUGAUGAAAAUUUGGCCUCAUUGAGGGGCAGUAUUUCAAUACGAGUCGGAAAACAACUGUGAGCUGUCAGCUGUGUAAUAUGAGACAAUGCAUGUUCUUCGUACUUUUGUCCAUUUACUGUAUUUAUUUUUCCCGGUUUGAACUAUAAAAUAGCGAUUCACUUGAGUCAAAAUGAGAGUACCCUUAAAUAUUUUUUUAGGGGAUAAAAGCACCUGGUAAGGCAGUACCAUACCCACACCAUCCAACUUUUUCAGAUAAAAAACCGGGAUGAGCGACAUUCAGGACGUGCUCCUGGGCAAGUCACGUGACCUGUGCCACUAUCUCACACCAAAAAAGCUUUUUUUGGGGGGGGACAAGGUAGCGUGUGAUACUGUGGCACCCAAAAGAGCCACUGUGGUCUCGCUUGAAAAAACAGGAUCCCCCCUUUCCCCCCCCCCCGGGACACUUCGUGGGUAUGCCGUACCUACCUUGCUGCACACUCCAGGCGAGGCCCCUCCAAGUCAACCCACAUUCCAGUAUGGGCCAAAGUCCAAAUUGGGCACUAUUAUUUAUUAUUUUCAAACACUUUUAUACCCCGCCAGUUUAUCUUUUAGAAGAUUUCAAAGCAAUGUACAGCAGUGAUUUUUUUUAAAAGCAUAACUAAAACCACAACCCACGAGCUUGGAAUAUAAACUAGCCCUGUGAGGAAAAUUCUGGCUGGUGGGUUAUAAGCUGACACAAUUGUCUGGCACCGCUAAAAGGAUUAAAAAUAAUAAUAAAAUCACUGGUGUUUGGGCAGGCACCAAGAGGAAAUCAAGUUACUUUAUUGUUUGGUGGUGCUAUUAAGGGUACAAGCUAGAUACCAUUAUGUGAAAACUGGCACUGAAGGAGCAGACAGGAUUUUGUGACUUGCAGCUGAUCCUAAAGGAAUUUUGGAAGAGCCAUUCACAUUGUAAUAAACUGGACUUUAACCAUCAGAGAGCUUUACAGUGCCAUCCUCAGCAUGUCUUCUUGGAAGUAAGCCCCUCAGUUGGUACCCAUCUGUCUCGGGAGACAAUGGAGGAGUGUGCCUUGGUGGGGGGAAAGGUGUGUAAAGUCAAACCUUUGGGAGUUACAGCGCCUGCUGUGGCUAUAGGUAGUGAUAUGAGAGAGACAUGGUUUGUUGCAGCUGGGCAGAUGAAGGUGUCUGUUUGCACUCCCUUGGCGUUCCUUGUCUCUGUGAUCCUCCUGAAGAGUUCUAUUUUUAUUUCUAUUAUGUCUCCAGAACUGGUUCCAGGGUGAUUUACAGGGUUAAAAAGAACAUAUACAUGAAACCACAAAUAAAUGUUAAUUUCUCCUCUCUCUUUCUCUUUCUGGAGGCCAAUGGAGCAUUGAAGGUACUGGACCUUUCAUGGAACGGUUUUGGGAAUGAGGGUGCUCUGGCCCUUGGGGAAGCCCUCAAGGUCAACAAUGUGCUAAAUGAGCUGGACAUCAGUUGCAACCAUAUCAACAAUGAAGGGACGUUAAAGUUGUGCAAGGGGUUAGAAGUUAAUGGUACCCUUAGAAUCCUGAAGGUAGGAUUUUAUUUUCUGAGCUGGUUUGGAGCUUGGCAGCAUAUGGUAUAUGAAUGAUGUUUUGUUUUUGUAAAUUGUUUAUUCAAAAAUAUUUCUAAACCACUUAAUUUUUUUUAAAAAAGUCUAAGUGUUCAACAACCCUACAAGUGGACUUAAAGAAACUAGAACAAUAUCAUAAAAGCAGACGUCAAAUGGUACAAAGUCCAGCCUAUUGAUCAGGGAAAGCCAGCAGAGAAAGAUACGUCUUUACAAGAUGUUGGGAGCAAAUAAUUGAUGAUGCUUCAGGUAUAGCUGAAGGAAGGGCAUUCCAAACUGGAGAAAACGUGUUAAACCGAAAGGUUUUUUUGUUGUUUGUUAGAGGAAAGGCUAUGUCUACAUCUACAGUUCUCUAAUCAGGCGGACAUGAAAUUAAAAAUGAGAAACUCAGUGGAAAAAGUAAAGAAGAAAUAUCUCUGCCCCUCCCCCACAUUAUAUAGUGAUUAGGCUUUGCCCUGACUAAAUUAUUAUUGUUCACUUUAAAGAUCUGCUUAUAUUUACUGUUAUGAUGUAGUAGAUAUAAUUGGGACAAGUUAUUUAUUUAUGAAUGCACUUUCAUAAAAAUAUAUAGCAAAGUGCAAACUAUAAGAAUAAAAUAAAUAAAAACAUCAAUAAAACAUCAAUAAAUAUACGGUAAAUACAGUACAUACUGAUUUGUUAAAAUUUUCAGGCAGUCCAAUGUGCCACUGCUGCUCCCACCUCCCAGUCCGCAUACCAUGGAUGGCAAUAGAUAAGCAGUGCGUUCCACUGCCCUUAGUCCUGUCACUAUAAUUCCCAUUUCUCAGAUCAAGAACUGAGGUAAAGCGUUUAUGUAUUGCCACACAAUAUCCAUGUCAGAACUGGAACCAUCCCCGACCUUUCAACUCAGUUCUUUAACCUUAGGACUACUGAUGGUGCAUUCCUUUCAAGCAAGUGAAAUCUUUCCUGUCUUCAGAUCAUCUCUGAUUUCUUUUCCUUAUAGAUGUCCCACAAUCCCAUUUCAGUAGAAGGCGCCAUUGCUCUCGUCUCAUGUGUCAGAAAGAACACAAGCACCAAAAUGGAAGAAAUCAAUAUUUCGGUAAGAUGCUAAGGGAGAGUUCAGUAGCCCUCAUAAUUCAUAAUGCUGAAAUCCUGCCUAGGCACAAAUGCAGACAAUUCCAGCAAGAAAGAAAAGUGUGAGGCAUCUGAAGAAACUGGUGUGGCUGCAUAAGGAGCUUACAGAUGAGCUGAGAUUUAAGAAGGGCAUCUAUUAAAAAAUGGAAGAAAGGGGAAAUCAUGAAGGAGGAGUAUACACGAGUAGCCAACAGUUGCAGGGAAACGGUCAGGUGGGCCAAAGCUCAGAAUGAACUCAGGCUUGCAAGAGAAGUUAAAAAUAAUUUUAAAAGGUUUCUUCAGCUAUGUUUGAAGCAAGAGGAAGAGCAAGCAAGUAGUAGGUCCUCUGCAGGGAGAAGACGGAGAAAUGCUAGGAGGUGACAGAGAUAAGGCGGAACUCCUCGCCACCUACUUUGCCUCUAUGUUCACCCAAGAGGAAAGUGCCCAAUCUGGUGAUAACAGAAUAAACAAUGCAAGGAGGCAGCAGCAGCCCAAGAUAGGAAAAGAGGUAGUAAGGGAACACCUAGCUACUUUAAAAGAAUUCAGAUCUCCAGGGCCUGGUGAGCUGCACCCAAAAGUACCAAAGGAGCUUGUGGAUGUAAUCUCAGAGCCUCUGUGUAUAAUCUUUGAGAAUUCUUGGAGAACAGGUGAGGUCACUGCAGACUGAGGGCAGGUAAAUGUUGUCCCCAUCUUCACAAAGGAGGGGAAAGAAGACCCAGGUGACUACCAACAAGUGAGCUUGACAUCAAUACCAGGAAAGGUCUUGGAACAGAUAAUUAAACAGUCAGUCUGUGAGCACUUAGAAAAGGAUGCAGUGAUUACUAACACCCAGCAUGGCUUUCUCAAAAACAAGUCAUGAUAGACAAAUCUCAUUUCUUUUUUGAUAGAGUUACCAACUUGGUAGAUCAAGGGAAUGCUGUGGACAUAGUGUAUCUUGAUUUCAGUAAGGCUUUUAACUAAGUCCCCCAUGAUACUCUUCUGGGAAAGCUGGUACAAUGUUGGUUGGAUGAGAUAACUGUUAGAUGGAUUUGUAACUGGUUGGCUGACCAAACCCAAAGAGUGCUCACUAAGGUUCUUUGUCAUCCUGGAAAAGUGACAAAUGAGAAGCCACAGGGUGUUGUCCUGGGUUCAAUCCAUUUUCCAUUUGUGCUGCAUCUUUUUAGAUUAUAAACCUGAGGACAGGGGCUGUUUUUAGUGAUUGGCAAAUCACACUGGAGGCCUUUUUUGGAUAAAUAGCAGUGUGUGUGUGUGUGUGUGUGUGUGUGUGUGUGUGUGUGUGUGUAAAUAGCAAAGUAAACAAAAAGUUAGAAGGGGGCAGAAUCAAUUAUGCAAAAUGAGAGCAUUUGUUCUAUUCAUAGAAUUCAAUUUUUGGAUUGCCUGGGCCCCAAAUUUUGAUUGAGAUGGAUUGCACAAGGUACUCUCAGCCUAUCCCCUGGACAUUGAAACCAACCAGACAGGCUCCAGGGUUGUCAUCCCAUUGUAACCGAUUACAGUGGAACCUCAGUUGUCGAACGUAAUGCGUUCCAGAAGCCUAUUUGGCUUCUGAAACAUUCGAAAACUGAGGCUCAAUGGGGCAGUCAGCAAGCCCCAUUGAGAAAAAAGAAAAAAGAGAAGCCAUUCAGCUUCCGAGACACGUUUAAAAAUGGAACCAUUCACUUUCGGUUCGUUGGAGUUUGGGAGCCGAAACAUUUGGCUUCUGAGACAUUUGGCUUCCAAUGUUCCACUGUAUAUGGAAAUGGGAUCUAGCCUGUCUGCCCUAAAUCCAAUCUGCUCUGCUUUAGAAUGUGCUGGUGAAUGAAGGCUUCAUCAGGUUGCUGGAUGUAGUCUGUGACAUACGGCCUGAACUAGAUGUUGUCUAUGGAGGGGUUGGAGGCCACGUUGCCCAUAAGAUUCCACCACGGCCAGAUGCAAUGAAGCUGAUUCAGGUGAGGUCCUCUUCUCGCAUUUUUGUCAUGUCAAAGAGAGAGAGAGAGUUUGCUUCUCUCUGGGUAGCAGUGGAGAACCCGUGGCAUUCCAACAAUGAUUAGGCUCCCAUCAAAUGGAGUUCAGUAACUGACAGGCCACAGGUUUCCCAUUCCUUGCUUAGUGGCCUUGCUGCAAAGUCAGGCUUUUCAAACAGUGCAUCCACCACUGGUUAUUUACAGACUGCACAUCUUAUCUCAAGGCUGCACUUGUACUACAGAAACACUGCAUUACCGGAGAGAGCACACCCCUUAAAAGCCAUGCUUUUGCUGCUCAUCAAAAUGAGGUUACUUAGGGUUGCCAUACGUCUGGUAAAUCCCGGACAUGUUCUCUUUUGGGGGGCCAACAUGCCCAUCCAUGGGGAAUUUUUACAUUUUAAAGGAAAUGUACGGGGGUUUUCAUUUGUUUUUGGCACGGGUGCAAGCCACGGCUGCUGUCACCCCGACCUUGCUUCCCUCAUCUCUCCUCUAGAGCAAUGUUAUGAAGUGUGUAGUUUGCAUGCAAGCUUGCAGUUCUGACAUGCAACCUGAUUCUCAGUUCUAGGGAAUUUUUGAUGUUGGAACCUGGAUGUACUCAAAAGUUGGGCACCACAAAAAUUAACAGACAACAGAGAUACAUCAAAAGUGGAUGGAUGGAUUCGGCUUAUUGUCUCAAAAAAGAGAAUUAGCACUAAAAUAUUGUUAAACGUCAGAAAACAGCACACUUACACUAGCCUUGGUUUAAAGGUAAAGGUAAAGGGACCACUGACCAUUAGGUCCAGUUGUGACUGACUCUGGGGUUGCAGCGCUCAUCUCGCUUUAUUGGCCGAGGGAGCUUCCGGGUCAUGUGGCCAGUAUGACUAAGCCACUUCUGGCGAACCAGAGCAGCGCACGGAAACGCCAUUUACCUUCCCGCUGGAGCGGUACCUAUUUAUCUACUUGCACUUUGAUGUGCUUUCGAACUGCUAGGUUGGCAGGAGCAGGGACCGAGGAACGGGAGCUCACCCUGUCGUGGGGAUUCGAACCGCCAACCUUCUGAUCGGCAAGUCCUAGGCUCUGUGGUUUAACCCACAGUGCCACCCGCGUCCCUUAGCCUUGUUUUAGAAAAGUUUAAAACCAAAAUGCCUUUUCGACAUAACCCUUCACUGCCCAGAGUGGCUGCAGCAACCCAGUCAGAUGGGUGGAGUGCAAAUAAUAAAAAUACUAUUAUUAAAGGUACAAGAGACCUUUAAUAAUAAUCUGGCCAUGCUACACAUAAACCAGCUUCCUAGUCAACUCCUGUUUUCAAAAGCAUGCAUUCUCUACAAGACUCAGUAGAUGGUGCUAUUGAAUGGGAAAAUAACUUUACAGUACUUCUGGAGAGAAAGCAAUUACUUUCCAACCUGACCUACCAUAAUACGUAAGGGUGGCAUACUCCAGGUGUUAGGGACUACAACUCCCAUCAUCUCUGAUCAUUGACCACACUGGCUGAGCCUGAUGGGAGUCCAUCAGCUUUGGGAGGGUACCACAUUGGCUAUCACUCCCCUACAUUUUGAGGGCAUAAACUGCUGUGCUGACACAGAGGUUCACAGGAGCCAAUAUAAGACUCUCCUCCUAGCAAUAUGAAGACCCAGGCCUGGAGUCAGCCCAAAUCUUCUUUCCACAAUUCUGAAAUAUAAACACCUUAAAAUUUGACUAGAUUACUCACAGCUUAGUUGCAUUGUCUUCGAUAGUGCUUGCUCCCAAGUAAAUGUGUAUUGGGCUGCAGGCUAAAUUGCAUGCGGCAGUGUAUCAAGUUGCGAGAGACCUCUUCCGGUAUCUUUUGAUUUUGCAAUUUAUUACCAGGCCUUUUGAGUCGAUAGCAAACAUUUCAAUAAUAAAUCCCAUGGUGAUAAAAUAACCCAAGAGAAUAAAACAGUGCAAAAAUAAUCUUAACUUCUUCCUCAGCACUGACAUAUUUAUAAAAAUCAACACUGUUCUUAACUGCUUAAAAGAGAAAAUAGAGCUGGCCUGAUGAACAUCUCUGGGGAGGGUAUUCCAUUAAGUGAGUGCCACAACUAAGAAUCAUGUACUAAUCUUAGGGCCCAUCCGUACCAUCCGAAAUACCGUUUAAUGCCUUGAAUAUUCCUGCAAUGGGCAGGUUUAAGUAAAUGGAUGAUAUUUUCAGUUAAUAAAGAGCACCCAAUAACAUAUUUGUAUUGUAAAUGCUUAAAGAUAAACAGGAAGGAAGCAAAAGAAUAAGCAGAAUCGCUUCAAGAGUGGUUCUAUCUAGUGGUUUUGAGCAACAGAAAAUGUAGCCUCUGCAUCAGAAGUCCAAGAUGUAGAUAUAAUCUGAAUAUAUAAGAAAAACAGUAAAUGCUAUCCAGGGGAGAGGGAUCAGACUUGUGGUCUCACAUAGGUUUCUUCUAUUUUCUAUUCCUAGAACUAUUUAGAUGAACACAAGUUGAGGCUCUGGGACUUCUUUAGGAAUAUGGACAAAUAUGGCAACAUGAAGAUUCCCGUGGCAGAGUUUCGAAGAACCAUGAUGCUGGUAUGUCCCAGAGGCCGACUAUACUAGAAUUUUAAAGAGAUUUGAUUGGUUUAAAUUAUCACGGAUUCUCUCAAAGACCCCUGGGUCUUGCAAGUUCACUGGGGUGUCUGCAAUAUUGGCUGGGAGGACUUCAGCCCUUUCCCAGAACUGCAGUUCCCAUGUUUUCCAUUGUUGGAAAGUGAAACAGUCAAGCAAGUAUGGAAGCAAUUUAAACGUUUAGUGUAGACAGAUGAAAACAAGACUCAUUUUCUCACAUUGGUACAUCUCUAGCUACUCCAAGUACCUACCACAAACCCUGUGGUUUAUUGUUACAAUAUUUCAUUUUCAUCCUCGUAAGUAUUGCUGGUACAGAGAAGCAGAUGGGAAGAGAGACAACUGGCUCAUCAAACAGUCAGGAAAAGCUGUGACAUUUGUUGGCAGGGGUCGUGGCUGUUUAGAGAACGAGACGAGUUGCAGAGAUUGAGCCAUCUGAACACAUAACUCAAACAAAUCAGUGUGGAUGCGCUGAAACAUUAUUGGCCAAAGUCUAGAUUUGAGAUUGGCAAUGGGCAGGGGCGGGUGCUGAAAUUAAAAUUCAGAAUUGGUAAUGGACAUAAAUAUUGGAAGUGGUGAGCGAGGGUCAUGAGAGUUGGGUUUUCCACCUUGUGUUUCAGGCCAGGAGUGCCAGCUUGGCUCCCGGGGCCGUGGGUGCCAUGCAGUGUGCAUGGCCAUGGCACCGAAAUUUGUGGGUUCCCAGCCCCUUCAUGGGAAAUUUUGUGGGUGCUUGGGUAUCCGGGGCCCAGGGAGUUGGCACCUAUGUUUCCGGCAGUUUGAGGUGUAUUAUUAUAAACAGGAUGUGUUUAGAGAUGUUGAGUUAGGAGGAGUCAGCAGGCUCUGUCUGUUGCAUGGUCCCUUUCUCAGCAGAUAAGAUAGGGAAGAGAGGGAGGUGGGCACUAUUACCUUACAGCCACCCAACAGAGGAAGAAAUAUAUCAGGAGGGCGGAACUUCUGUCCCUCCAGAUGUUACUCGACUCCAGCUCUGGCAAAGCCAGUGGCCAGGCAUGACGGCAGUUGUAGUCCAUCCACAUCUGAAGGGUCACAGGUUCCCCAUCUCUGGAAUAUGUAACUGUACUCCAUUUCAAUAAUGUUAUUCUUCUUGUAUCACAAGCAAAAAAAGAUUCCCUUGGACCGGGUACAGGUUGUGGAGCUGGUGCGUAAGCUAGACCAAAGCAGGACGGGGUACGUGGACUACAGGUGAGUAAACGGUAGCCAGAUUUGGCCUGUUACUCUAUUCUCUUCUCAAUUUCUGGUUUUCCGGCAAGAGAUCAAAUAGAUCUCUCAACCAGGCCACAGGUCUGCAUUUUCCUAUGGCAUGACUUCCAAAAUUAUUCACCUUUUACAAAUCUGCUUGGGAAAGGGUGCACACACUGACCUCCAUGGCGGUCUUUUGAGUUAGGAGGAGUCAGCAGGCUCUGUCUGGACAACAAGGAAGGACAACAAGGAGGGAGCCAGUCUAGCUUCUCUAGGGAGGGAAUUCCAAAGUCUGGGAGCAGCCACUGAGAAGGUCUGAAGGUGCUAAGGCUUGGACUUUGAUGGUCUCUAAGGGGUGGGACGCGGGUGGCGCUGUGGGUUAAACCACAGAGCCUAGGACUUGCCGAUCAGAAGGUCGGCGGUUCGUAUCCCCGGGAUGGGGUGAGCUCCCGUUGCUCGGUCCCUGCUCCUGCCAACCUAGCAGUUCAAAAGCAUGUCAAAGUGCAAGUAGAUAAAUAGGUACCGCUCCAGCGGGAAGGUAAACGGCGCUUCCGUGCACUGCUCUGGUCCGCCAGAAGCGGCUUAGUCAUGCUGGCCACAUGACCCGGAAGCUGUCUAAGGACAAACGCCAGCUCCCUCGGCCAAUAAAGCAAGAUGAGCGCCGCAACCCCAGAGUCAGUCACGACCUAAUGGUCAGGGCUCUCUUUACCUUUACCUUUAAGGGGUGGGCAAUCUUGUAUGCUUCUUCCUUGUUCUUUCCUUUGUAAAUUCAGUCUCUUCAUUGUUGUUGUUGUUGGUGGUGGUGGUGGUGUUAAAAUUAUUACCUUCCCUUCAGUAGCAUGUCCCAGGAUUGGUUACAACAAUUUUAAAUGUCAGAAUUAAAAACAGUUAAUAUACUGUCUUUGGCCUCAACACUUCCUAAGAGCCUGAAUGUAGAUUCAUUUCUAAAGUGAUAAUAGAACUGUUUUAGUGAUAAUGCUAUAUGCUAAGGUUUCCCAAACUUGGGCCUCUAGCUGUUUUUGGACUACAGUUCCCAUCAUUCUUGACCACUGGUCCUGCUAGCUGGGAUGAUAGGAGUUGUAGUCCAAAAACAGCUGGAGAACCCUGCUAUCGGGUUUAUUGUUCGGACAGCUCGCAACUUAAUGGCCAGCACAUAUUGCUUCCAGCCUCUGGCAGGCUGGUUAUGUGCCUUCAGCAUCAUGUGCAGGACUAAGCCUUCGGCACACAGCCACACAGGGGGUAAUUAUGUGCCCGAAGCCGAUUUCUACAUGUGAUGCGGUGGAUAGAUCUGACUGUGGGUUUGAAAGCAGCACAUGCAAAAAUACUCUUGCUUUGUUUGUUCUGUGCCCAGCGCUAAGUUCUUUUCAAAGGUCUGUUGGGGGAUGAGGGAGAAAAAAUCAGGUAUGCAUCCCAUAUCGUGUGAGCAAAAGGUAGCUUGUACAAGGCUCUGUUCUCCAAUUUUGGGCAAUUUCUCCCUCCCACUGCAGCCCUAUAUGACAUAGCUCACCAUGUUUGGUAGGCCCCCCGGCCUCCUGAGAUGCUUUUCAGGGGGUAAAGGGAGCAGCAUGGGGUGGGGGUGGAGAGAGUGGAAGGGAAAGGAAAGAUCCAUUGUGCAACAUUCUGCUUGUGCAACACUGGAUAGAACUCUCAGUAAACUUUCUUUUUUCAAAAAACAAAUCCUCACUGUUUUUUUCCUUCGCCUUUCAAAUUAGUAAUUAUAAAGUUGAGGAGCCAGAAAAGAAGCCUGAGGAGGUGGAAGAGGAAGAAGGCUAAUCAGGUCCAGGAGUGAGGUCAGCCAGUGAAGGAUGGAAGGAUAAGUUGUGUCAGGAAGCUAAGAAACAUGUCCUGUGGGCUGAGGGAGAUGUACUGGAAGUGGGGAAAUAAUCAAAAGUCUUGACUUUAGACCGUAAAAUAUACUGAAAUAUCAACUGAUUUCCAAAAGAAAGAAAUACAGAAUCUAAAAUAUUCUAGGGAAAACACAGUACAACCCCCCCAAGCAGUGCAUUUAUGAUUAUUAUUAUCGUUACAUUCCCAUGUGGAACUGUGUAUGUCAUGGUCUCCAGUUAGACAUUCCUGUCACGAUUCUCCCACCUAGGCUCAUGCCAUUUUGUGAAAUCCUUUUCGUUUCAGACAUCAUAAUCUAAUAUGCUUCAUAUUUAUAGCGUGGCAGAAGCAGUUUUAGUGCUUUCUAGAUCAGGAGAUGAAGAGCCUCCAGGUGUUGACAGACUCCAGUUCCCAUCAGCCCCAGCCAGCAUUGUCAAUGGUCAGAGAUGGUGGGAGUUGUAGUCCAUCGGGAGUGCGCUGGUUCCCCAUCUCUGCUUGAAACAAAGACACAUUUUUGCUGUUUCUGAAGCAAGCUCUUUUAAAAAUUAGUCUGGCAAGUGAUGAAUAACACACACACUUCUCCCAUUGUGUGAUUUGUUUGUAUUUCAACCCUUCAGCAGCCAUGCACUUUUCUGCCAUACAGCUCUGAUGUGGAAGUAAAUCCAUAUUGACAGUCAAAUGGAAUCUACACCCAUUAAAAACCCGCUGCGAAAUGUUUUUUAAUUUUUUUUUGAAAAAAUAUAUUGAAUUUGCCAUAGCUCACCAUCACCAUCUAGUGUCACAUUUGUAUAUUGCACUUUACAAUACAGCUGAGGCCUGAGAAUGGGCAAUGCUGGGCUUGGUAGACAAAUAGUCUGACUUGGCAUAAGGCAGGCACUGAUGUACUUAUGCUCCUAAAUAUUUGUAUUCAUUAAGAUAGUAUGCAUAAUUGUAGACUAAAAGCGAAAACAUUAAGAUACUUCAAAUUGCUGUGAUUUAAGGAUGAAGAGUAAGUGUAAAAGUUCCAAUCAGUCUGCCUUCCUUGCACACUGAGUUUCUGUUUCUUUCAGAAGAGUGAAUUUUAGCAGGUACAAUAUUUGCUUUAUCUGCAUAAAUUUCCACUCCUACAUGACUAUGGGCUGUUUGUCCCUCCGCUUUCCCCUGGAAAAACCCACACUUUAGUGCUGAAUCGGAACAAAUGGCAACCGGGUUUUUUGCAGAUUGCCCAUUUGUUCCGAUUUAGCACUAAAGAGGGAGUUUCUGGUGGGAAGUGGUGAGGCAAAGGCAAAACCCAUGCUCAGAACCAUGCUUUCUAGACACAGGACAGGCAGAAGUGGGGAUAAGCCUUAAGAAAGAUUUGGAGGUUGUCUUUUGUGCUUCAGAUUACUCCAGUCAGCACAUUUUGAGGCAUGCCUGUGGGAUCUGGACAAAUUUCUCAAAACAGCUGAGGCUUCCUAAGGAAUUUUGCUCUUCUUCAAGAGCUGAGAUCCUUCUCUUGCUUCACUGCAUGACAAAGGAGAUUAGCUGUAUUGCAAAUUGCAAGGCACUGUUGUUUUGCAAAGUAGCAACACUGGGCUGUGUGAUCUGCAGUGCCUCCCUUCUCAGUAUUUUGCAGGAGGAAUUAUCAUAAUGUUAAGUUUGCACAAAUAAAGCGGAUUAAAGUGCUCUGUUAAAGUGCAACAAAACCCCCUCUUUUUUUAAAAAAAAACCACACCACCGACUUUUUGUAGUUUUGAAAGAAACAGAGAAAUACAUGGAAAACUCUGAAAUGAAUGAAUGGAUGUACAAACACUCCACAACAGUAUUAGGAUGAAUGCAGAAUGAAUGCUCAUUGUCAUAUAACCACCCUGUAAACAAAGCAGAGGAAAUGUGCAAUAAAGACCAAACAUAGUCUAACCACCUUGUAAGCUUUGUGUAAGCAAAUCAGGUUGAAAUGCUGCAUAAACAGGUCAUCUGGAUGAGCCCUUAGCUAGAGAUACAGAGAACCGUUGAGCGGCUGAGUCACCAUGUCAAAAGUUUAAAGGUGAGUAAACUGAGUUCAGGGAUGCGGGUGGCGCUGUGGGUUAAACCACAGAGCCUAGGGCUUGCUGAUCAGAAGGUCGGCGGUUCGAAUCCCCGCGACGGGGUGAGCUCCCGUUGCUCGGUCCCUGUUCCUGCCAACCUAGCAGUUUGAAAGCACGUCAAAGUGCAAGUAGAUAAAUAGGUACUGCUCUGGCGGGAAGGUAAACAGCGUUUCCGUGCGCUGCUCUGGUUCGCCAGAAGUGGCUUAGUCAUGCUGGCCACAUGACCCGGAAGCUGUACGCCGGCUCCCUCGGCCAAUAAAGCGAGAUGAGCGCCGCAACCCCAGAGUCGGCCACGACUGGACCUAAUGGUCAGGGGUCCUUUAAACUGAGUUCAUGUGAGGCUGUUUUAGAGGAGCCCAAGAUGCUUCUUGUGCAGAUCCAGCCUUUAGAUGAGAUUUACCAUAGUUUUCCGUGUAUAAGACAAUUUUUUUGUUAUAAAAUAAUGUUAGAAAUUGGGGGUCAUCUUAUACACUUAUAGUACAGAGGGGGGGCCGGGCGAUUGGUUCCAGCCGUGAGCAGGAGAUUGUCGGCAGCGAUUUGGCGGGUGAUUGGUGGCUGUCGCAAGGGCUGCUGUCGAUUGGCUGCUGCUGUGGCAAGUGGGCGGGUGAUUGGUGGCUGUGACAAAGCCUGUUGAUGAUUGGCUGCCACUGUGGCAACUGGGCAAGCGGUUUUUGGCAAGCACCCCCACACACACAGAAAAGCUGAACAACUCUGGACAAUCUCCCCCCAUUUUCUUAAUUUGGAGUCCCCCAAAAUAGGGGUCGUCUUAUACAUGGGAAAGUAUGGUAAUUCUUGACAGAAUGACCAAGUUCCAUAGCAGUAGUUAAUCCAGUAAAAGGCAGGUCUGUAACAGAUAUAUGACUCUGUGAUUCUAUGAAAUUUGUGCAACCAUUUCUUUCUUAAUACAGGGUACUUUGAAUCUCACCAUUGCCCCUCUUCAAGAAUAUGAUAUUAUACAAGUUUGAUAAUAAGAAAUGUGGCACACUGAUAGUUCACAGUCUUUGAGUAAGCUAAGGCAAAAGAAGAGUCUUAAAUCAUUGAAAAUAUUUUUAUUCGGUGGGUUGGGGGGAAGCAAAUGCAAAAUAAGCUCAGGCAUAUAAGAAAAUACACACCAAAAUAGCAUGCUGACUUAGCUAAAACUGUGACUUAGCUAGAGGAUGAAAAAUGCUUUGUCAGGACUAGAUAAUAAGUUUCCAUAGUUAUAAAAGAAGUUGCUGUUCCGUUUGCAGGUUGGCUUCUUAAUCGCAGAGAACAAAGCGAGCCCAGGAGGACUGUAUAUUGUACUUAUUUCAAACAUCUGAACUGGCUCUUGGUUUCCCGGGUUCAAGGAUGACGAUCCAAUCAAAGGGCUGUUCUUUCUUUAAAGGCUUUAUCCAGCCUCUGUAGAUGGAGAGAAAGAAGGGCAGGAGCGGAAUAAAAUUGAUGCAUUGGCUAACUCUCCUGGGAAACCAAACUUCUUUUAAAAUCCUAAUACGAAAUGUUAUGUGCAGCAGACUGCAUUAUUCCUCUGUUCUGUACAGUGCCUGGCAUCCUGUUUGUUUGCACAUGUAAAAGCAUUCUCUCAAAGCUUUCACUUUGGCCAAAAGGGGUCUCAGAGCUGCUUAGAAGCUCAGUAGGGAGACAGUCCCUACCCUGCCCUCAGGCUUACAAUCUGAAAGAAAUGACACACUUAAAGAAAAAUAAAUGGGGAGGGAAGAGGGGAAUGCAAGCUUAGGCAACCAGGUUAGAGUUCUUACGCAGCAGCAGCAGCAGCAGCAGCAGCAGCAGCAGGGGUGUCCACCAGCUAGGACAGAAAGUCAGGUCUCUGUGCCCUCCAGAUUUAAGUACAUACUAGUAUUUUAGGUUUGCACAGUUAAAGUGCAUCAAAACACCCUGUUGCCUGAGUGCAACAAAUCCACUUUAAAAACAACACACAGACUUUUUGCAGUUUGGAAAGAGACAGGGAAAUGCAUUGAAAAGUGUCAGAUGGACAAAUGAUUGAUGGGAGGGCUAGAGAUGGGAAGGUCUGGGAAAAACCCGGAAAAACCCGGAAAAAUUGGGAAAAGUCCAGGUUUUUCCAAAGCUGUUUUUCCCCCAGGAAAAUGGUGUGUGUGUGUGGAAUAUUCAAACUAUAUCAAACUGUGUGUUGUUUUUUUUCAUUUUUUCUGGAAAAAAACAGCUUUGGGGGGAAAUGGGGGGGAAAUACCUGUCCCCCCCCCAAUUUUUCCGGUUUUCCCCCAGGCCUUCCCAUUUCUAGGGAGGGUGCGUAGACACACCACAAGCAAAUCAGAAUGAAUGUUCCUUGUUGUGUAACCACCCCAUAAACAAAUCAUAACAAAUGUUUAGUAAGGAGUGCACAUCAUCCAGCUGCUACUUAAGCAAAUCAAGAAGAAUGCUGAAUAAACAUGUCCCCUGGAGAAAUGAUAUGUCUGUUUCACACUCAUAUCCAGGACUGCCAGUCUAUUGCAGUCUUACACACCAAUGAUACCACUUUCCCCAGGGAGGUGGGAUGUGAACACCUGAUUACCAGAUGACUCUCUGCUUCCAGAAGGCCCCAUCUAUUGAUAGAAAUCUUCUUCGCAACAGUUGCAUGGUUGACUACUUUGCCAGUGCCAUCAGGAUGAUCUCCAGCAGUCCUGCUGGUUCUAUCAUCACUCUCCUGAGCAGACUUUAGUUUUGCAAUUAUAGACAGGACUGGGAGUGAGCUCAUCCAGACUAACCCUCCAACUGCAAAAUAGUAUCCUAGUAGAAAUACUAGACAGGUUUGGUAACUGCAGAAAAGAAGCACUUGAAGCACAGUGAUGAUCAAAGCACCCUCAAGGAAGCGAUACAAGAAAAGAAACCCAUGCAACAGGACAAAGCAAUACUAUGUGCUGCGUACUAAGGCAGGGCCUUCAAGGUGGUGGUUCUGCUACAUUGCUGAGUGCACCAAUGGAUGGACUUCUCACCUGGAAGCAUCCUUUGCCCCUGCAUCCACCCAGCCUUGCAGCUCACUCACACAAGGCUCCUCUGUAUAACAGAAACGGGAAGACUUGCAGAAUCUGCUUUAUUUUUCACUGGAAGGUUGAGGUCCACCAACUGGAGCCACAAUGAAAGACAGACAAUUAGAAUAAAAUAAUUCUGAGCCCAGGAAUUUGGUCCAAGUACCAAAACUGAACUGAUUGUACAUUCCUUGUACAAAUUUGCAGAUGACACCAAAUUGGGAGGGGUGGCUAACACCCCAGAGGACAGGAUCACACUUCAAAACGACCUUGACAGAUUAGAGAACUGGGCCAAAACAAACAAGAUGAAUUUUAACAGGGAGAAAUGUAAAGUAUUGAACUUGGGCAAAAAAAAUGAGAGGCACAAAUACAAGAUGGGUGACACCUGGCUUGAGAGCAGUACAUGUGAAAAGGAUCUAGGAGUCUUGGUUGACCACAAACUUGACAUGAGCCAACAGUAGUGCCGCGGCAGCUAAAAAGCCAGUGCAAUUCUGGGCUGCAUCAAUAGGAGCAUAGCAUCUAGAUCAAGGGAAGUAAUAGUGCCACUGUAUUCUGCUCUGGUCAGACCUCACCUGGAGUACUGUGUCCAGUUCUGGGCACCACAGUUCAAGAAGGACACUGACAAACUGGAACGUGUCCAGAGGAGGGCAACCAAAAUGGUCAAAGGCCUGGAAACGAUGCCUUAUGAGGAACGGCUAAGGGAGCUGGGCAUGUUUAGCCUGGAGAAGAGGAGGUUAAGGGGUGAUAUGAUAGCCAUGUUCAAAUAUAUAAAAGGAUGUCACAUAGAGGAGGGAGAAAGGUUGUUUUCUGCUGCUCCAGAGAAGCGGACACGGAGCAAUGGAUCCAAACUACAAGAAAGAAGAUUCCACCUAAACAUUAGGAAGAACUUCCUGACAGUAAGAGCUGUGCGACAGUGGAAUUUGCUGCCAAGGAGUGUGGUGGAGUCUCCUUCUUUGGAGGUCUUUAAGCAGAGGCUUGACAACCAUAUGUCAGGAGUGCUCUGAUGGUGUUUCCUGCUUGGCAGGGGGUUGGACUCGAUGGCCCUUGUGGUCUCUUCCAACUCUAUGAUUCUAUGAUUCCACACACACAAAACACCUCCGGUUAUUCCACCCUCUGUAUCAGAAAUGGGGAACUUCAAGCAGCUCUCCAGACGUUCCUCUCUGGCCCUUGCAACACCCCUUACUGGGGCCCUGACCCACAUCCUCCGGUACUUUUGCCUGGGUGGAAUAGAUCCUUGAGCUGUGAUUGUGGUGUGUAUCCAACUCAGACUAGCCCUCAGAUCAAUAAAAAUUCCUCUUCCCUGCUUUACAGCUUUUUUCCUUUCAGCAGUGUAAUUGGUGUGUGUGUUGCUUUGUUGUUGCCAUUGAUAAACAAAUGGGAGGAGUCAGAAAUCUUUGCCAAUGCACUGCAUAUCACCCAGAUGUUUAUCUGCCAGUACAACCUUCUGUCCAUCCCUGCAGUGUAUGGAAAUCAUUGUACCGGUUGUUGUUGUUUAGUCGUUUAGUUGUGUCCGACUCUUCGUGACCCCAUGGACCAGAGCACAGGCACUCCUGUCUUCCACUGCCUCCUGCAAUUUGGUCAGACUUAUGUUAGUAGCUUCGAGAACACUGUCCAACCAUCUCGUCCUCUGUCGUCCCCUUCUCCUUGUGCCCUCCAUCUUUCCCAACAUCAGGGUCUUUUAUAGGGAGUCUUCUCUUCUCAUGAGGUGGCCAAAGUAUUGGAGCCUUAGCUUCACAAUCUGUCCUUCCAGUGAGCACUCAGGGCUGAUUUCCUUAAGAAUGGAUAGGUCUGAUCUUCUUGCAGUCCAUGGGACUCUCAAUAGUCUCCUCCAGCACCAUAAUUCAAAUGACACUAGAAAAUGGCAAAUGAAGAAAAUGACAUUAGUAGAGACUUAGGCUGCACACCAUACAUUGAAAGCACAUGAUCUUCCCCAAAGCAUCCUGAGAACUGCAGUUUCCUGGGAACUGUAGCUUUGUUGAAGUUGAAGUUGAUCCCAAAAUGCCUUCAGUUCCCUCAUUCCUGCUUUUUUUUAAAUCCUCUCCUACCUAUCCUCCCUGUUGCUUCGCAGAGGCCUGGUGGACACGCGGAAUCAGAUGGUGCGUGACCAGCGGCGUCAGCUCAGGCUGGAGGAGUCGCAGAAGAAGAAGGAGAAGCACAAGAAUGAGCGUGUGCUGCAGACGUUCAGGAGUGCUGUGGAAGUGGCCACACCGCACAGCUCGAUGGUGAUCUCUCCCAGCCAGAAGUCAGUGGCGCAGGCGGAGCCUGAUAGUCCUCCGCCCACCCGUUCCUCAGCCACCCCUCUGAGCUCAUGGUAUUACCCAGUGGCGACGGCGGCAGGAGUGUCCACCAGCAGCCAACAUUCUGCUGGCCAAGCGCCCUCUUCCAGCAACCCGCUCUCCCAGAGCGAACCACAUUCUGCCUCAAGGGGCAUGCCAGCCUCCAACCUGGAAGUGAAAUUCUACUCUGAGCCAAACCUAAGUUGCUCGGAAGCCCCCGUUCGUUCCCAUUACAACAUGGCCACCUCAGAACUAGAAGUGGAUUCCAGUAUCCAACCGAGCGACAUGGCUAAGUCCUACAGAGUCAUGCCUGUGGGGAACAAACAUAUUCCCCACAGACACCACUACCAAUGGGCCCAAGAGCAUAACACUGUUGCCAAGAUGCAACAAAGACUCAGAUUGAAAAUUGCAAAGAAGAACAGAUAA